Molecule: messenger RNA, 5988 nt
Organism: Astyanax mexicanus (Mexican tetra)
Lineage: Eukaryota; Metazoa; Chordata; Actinopteri; Characiformes; Acestrorhamphidae
Gene: slc17a9b
Product: solute carrier family 17 member 9b
Exons: 13
Coding region: 834-2231 (465 amino acids)
Biological process (GO): transmembrane transport
Cellular component (GO): membrane
Molecular function (GO): transmembrane transporter activity
Source: RefSeq, a predicted model, not a curated record
AAGCAAGACACGUGGAGCAAAAAACACAGACCCUGCGAUGAUGCUGCCAGUGCAGCACAUUCACCAAUGACAGGAGACGCCGGUAUUUAUUAACUAACAGCUAGAAGCUGUUUUAUUACUGGCUUUAUUUUUUUUAUCAUUAAUUAUGGAUUUAAUACGGAUUCUCCCGUCUUCUGUGGAUUGUUCUAAAGGCUGGUCCUGUGGGUAGCUAAGCUAGAUAACCUAUAGAUAGAUGCAUUUUACUGGAACUAGCAUAUUAGCUAAUUAGCUAGCAUCUUAGUUUGUCAACACAAGGAGCGCUCGCGCUGCUUUUUGCCGCUCUUUAGUCGUGUUUUCUGGAGGUACGCUUGUCCUUUUAGACUGUUUAUCAGCUCUGUUGUGGUGUUCGUUCGCUUCACAUCAGUAAAUACACUGUAGAUCCGCGCGUUUCGUGCAUUUUUGGCCGAUAUUUGAAUUGUUUUGGUUGAAAGAGGCUGAGUCACGUUACUUCCUGGUUUGGCAGCGCCCCCGGCGGCGGCUGCCGGAACUGCACGGCUCUUAGUUAAAAAAAAAACUGACACGUGGAUUAUCAUCACUUAGAGAAGCAGGAAAAGCUUGAAUUUCUUCUCCAGGCUUUUAGCGCCGAAACCGAGCGGUGGCGUGUCACCUUUUCUUGCCCGGGGUUCAGGUAAAGCCUCAUAUCUGCUGGGGAGGAGAUGCUACUGCGUGAUAGGAGCUACUUUUCCAUCUUUUCGUCUUUUUGCUCCUCACGCUUCCGCGAGCUCUCCUCUCCUCUCUCUCAGACUCCGGGAAGAUAGUCCGAAAACAAACCCAGUCUUUCGGUUUGGCGUUGAAUGGCAAUUCUACAAAAACAUGGGAAGAACUCCAGUGCAGACCUGGCAAGUAUUAAAGACAGUCCAGCAGACCAUUUCGGACCGGUCGGAGCUCAGAAAAAGUGGCCAGAAGCCAGUCAGAACUGGUCCAGGCCAGUAGCUCGAGUAUGGACGGUGGUGCUUUUGCUGGGCACAUGCCUGCUGUACUGUGCUCGAGUAGCCAUGCCCAUCUGUGCGGUGAGCAUGGCAGAGCGCUUCAGCUGGUCGAAAAGAGAGUCGGGAAUGGUGCUGGGCAGCUUCUUCUGGGGCUACUGCUUCACUCAGGUCCUUGGAGGCUACGUCAGUGACAGGGUUGGAGGAGAAAAAGUGAUGUUACUGUCAGCUGCAGCUUGGGGAGCCAUGACAGCGUUCACACCAAUCCUAGCUCAUUUCUGCUCACAGCCGAUCGUCUCCAUGACCAUCUCCCGUUUUCUCAUGGGCCUCCUUCAGGGUGUGCAUUACCCAUCUUUAGCCAGCCUGUGCUCUCAGAAGGUGGUGGAGAGUGAGCGGGGCUUCCUCAUGAGUACUGUAGGAAGUGGCUCAUAUCUUGGGACGCUGGUGAUUGGAGGAGUGGGUUCGCUCAUGUUGGACAUGUAUGGCUGGGAGAGUGUGUUCUACAUCUCUGGUCUCCUCUCUGUGCUGUGGGCGUACUGCAUGUGGAAGUACUUACUCAAGGGAGAGGGGCCCAUCAUCACUCUGGAGUCUCUGGGCAGCGCUGGUACCCAGUCCAAACUGUCCCGCAGAAACUGGCUGCGCCUUUUCAGACAACCAGCUGUGUGUGCGGUCAUUGUUACACACCUGUGCACCGCGAGCACCUUCUUCACCCUGUUGUCAUGGUUGCCGACUUUCUUCAAGGACACUUUCCCUGAUUCCAAGGGUUGGGUGUUUAAUGUGAUUCCAUGGUUCGUGGCCAUUCCAUCCUCACUGUUCAGCGGCUGCCUGUCCGAUCAUCUCAUCAGUCAGGGUUUUGAUACAGCUACAGUGAGGAAACUAAUGCAGUUUUUCUCUAUGGGUGUAUCCAGUGUGUUUACUCUGUGUCUGUGUGGAACCACCACUUUCCCAAUGGCUGUGGCCUUCGUCUCUGCUACCAUGGGCCUUACCACCUUCAGCCACAGUGGGGUUUCAGUGAAUGUUCAGGAUCUUGCACCAUCCUGUGCCGGGGCCUUGUUUGGUGUGAUGAAUACCUGUGGUGCAUUUACAGGAGUAAUCAUGGUGUAUUUAUCGGGCUACCUGAUCGAGGCCACCAACUCGUGGGCGUCUGUUUUUGCCCUCAUCAGCGUGGUGAACCUUCUGGGUCUGGGAACGUUCCUGGCCUUCGCCGAGGCGCGCAGGGUGGACAUCGAUGCCACAAAAGGCCGCUACCACAACAUCCACAUCUGAACCCUGAUGGCACAACCUAGAACUACCACAGAACUUCACAAUUAAAGAACCUAUUCUACAGAUGAGGACGCUAAAGAUCUGUAGGAACGUCUGUGGAAGUGAGACAGACAAUCUGGCCAUCACAGUUUGCAGGGGGUCUGGCCACACUGGCCUGUGAGAUUGCUACAGGGUGUUUAAACCCAUCAGUAUUAACCUUUCAUUUUCUACCACUGUGGUGAGUAGGUGGCAGUUAUAAUGGGACCAGCUGAAGAAAGUGUUGAGGUUGUUGGCAAUUGCAGGAAAGUGAGGUCGGAAGGCCAGCACAUACAGAAGGCCAAAGAUUAAGAUAUAUCAUGACUGUACUUUAAGACAGUAUAGUGUACGGAUGCAAUCUGAUUUCUAUUUUCCAAAAAACGUUCAUCAUAUUCAUUGUUUUAUUUUGUUUGUUUGUUGAGAAUAAUCUUCAUCUCAAAUCGUCAUCUCAAAGCCAAGUUCCAAUUUUGCCUCUACACCACCCCAACUAUUUUUUUAUUUUUUAAUGGUCCUAAUUUAAAUCACAUGUUUGUUUUUCCUGGUGUAGAGGCAACCCUGAGGUUACAGUCUGCUGUAAAGGAACCAGUAGACUUACUGUUGUUCUGGUCAGCUAAUAAGAGAAGCAGUAGUAAGUAUUGGGUGGAAGAUGACCUGUUGAUGACUUCAAAGUUACUGUGUUUCCUUUUCUUUUCUUUUUCCUUCUUUUUUUUGUAUUUAUUCUUUAUGGGAAAUUCCACUGAUUUUUCUAUUUCAGUUUCUGCAUAGUUAAAAGGCUCAGCAGUACACUCUGCUAUUUGGAGUCAUUUGAUGUCAAAUGUUCAGUUCUGUAGUGUCAAAUGCUCCAAAAGCCCUUUCUCAGAAAGCUACAUACAGAAAGUAAAUAUACACGGUCAUGCCGAAUGUCAUGGGACAGAAACUACAGCUCGGGAAAAAAUUAAGGAACCACUUCAGUUUCUGAAUCAGUUUCCUCUAAAUUUUGCUAUUUAUAGGAAUGUUUUUGAGUAAAAUGAACACUUUUGUUUUAUUCUAUAAACUACAGACAAUAAAAAUAUUGUCAUUUAGAACAUUUAUUUGCAGAAAAUUUGAAAAGGCUUAGAAAUGGCUCAUUUAAACCUAUAAUUUACAGUACCAUGCAAACAUAUCUAUAGCCUUAUCCACAAGAUAACACCUCACAACUUUUCACCAUUAGUAUAGCUGCUGUUCUCUUUUUUUCUAUUGACUUUUUCUGAAAAGAUUUUGGCCUAAAACAGCAGUAAAUGAAGUCUUUGGUACAUAUCAUCCCCACUGCUAUAAACAAAUUGUAUUUAAGUGAGUUUCUCUACAACUGACUAUCGGUAUUUCAUAUUUCUAUAUACACCACACUGAACAGUAAGAUUAUGCAGAAAUGUAGAAACAUCAGUGAAUUUCCCUUUUCUUUAAGUUACUGUUCAAGUUCUGUUUAAUGUUUACUGAUUGCUGAUAGAGAGUCUCAGAACUGAGGCUUGUUUGGAAUGAAGAACUGUGAAUAUGUCAGUGAUGAGCUUUUGUUAUGGGUCCGAUACAGAUACAAGACCAAAUAUAUUUAGAUUAUUUUCCUGUCCUUUAUAUUUAUUACCUUUGUUUAGCCAAGUUUAUCCAUGUUUGUGUCAAAGAAAUCUCAAAGCUCAUCUACAUCAAAAGUGUCUGAUAAUCAGGAAUCUGAUUCUCAUUUUUUUUUUAUUUAUUGAACUCUUCAAGGCCAGUAGUGAAAGAUGUCGGCAACAUUUUUGUACUUUGUUUUCGCAGAUGUUCAUGUUCUUAUGAGGCCAAAGAGGCGAAGCAUUUUUGCUUAGCUUAUAGAUGAGAUGAGGAAGCAGAGCGUGUCUGAAUCAUUCCUGUGGAGAGUUAUGCAAGGGGUCAGUAACCCGUCUUCUUAGUUAAACGCUAUAGUCUAGAAAAGCAUUGCCGUUGUCCUGUCACACAGCUCAUGCGUGUCAAAAUACGCUAAUAUUAUUGAGUGAGUUUACAUGCACUUCAUAGUUUGAAUAUAAUUGUAUUACUGCUCAGAGUAAGGUUUAGAAAUCUGAUCAAGAAAUGGGUUUGUAGCUCAGCAAUCAUAUUUCUUAGUUCAUGCAAAGAGAACUCUGGUGUAAAAUUGACUUUUGUUACAGUAAAACAUAAUAAAGUGCACAAGAAGCUUAUAAAAAACACUGUUUGCAACCCGUAGCAUAGCCUAAGCUCCAGGUGCCACCAUCACUGUACUGAUUAUGACUUUGCUUUAAUAUGGCGGUGCCUGGAGAUGUAGGUUACGCUACAGGUUGUGAACAUGUUUUUUAAUAAGCUUCUUGUGCACUUUUAAAGUUUUUAACGCCUCAUUUAAAAUAUCUGGGCUUUCCAGAUUCUACCAAUGAAUGUGGAGCAACUUUAAACCUGGAUAACAGUGUAAAAAGCAAUUUAUCUACAGGGGCAAGUGGAUGCCCUGAAGCGCCCAUUAUACAGAGUGCAGGGCACAAAAAAAGCACAAAAUUACUGGAUCUCUGAAAAGUGUGGAAGAGUGGAGGUGGGCUAUUCAACAAAGGUUAGUAUUCUUUAUCAUGUUUUACUACAACAAAAGUCAAUUUUACACCAGAGUUCUCCUUUAAUCUUGAGUUAUCGUACUUCUCAGAUUGUGCAUGCACGAAAACAGACCCUGGACAGACCCUAUAUCUUCGUUUUGUGGCUCAAAGAGUUAAAAAGUUGGAGUUUAUUGGUUGGUUUACUACAGCAAAAGUCUGAUAAUUGAUCUACUCAUGUAAACUCUUGAGUUUUCCCAUUGUCUGAUUUACAAAAUAUAUGUAAACACAUUGAUCAGAUUAUGUAAAUCUCCAAUGUUCUGCAGUAAUUAGAUUAUGAAGUGGAUGUAAACGCACUCUCGCUGACCCCCUCCAUCCCCUUAGCUUGCUUAAGUGCUAAUAAUGAUGGUCUGAGGUCCAGAAAAGAAACUUGAAUUCUGCAUAAAAUACUGUGCAUCACUAGUGGACGCCAUUAUAAGAUUAAUUAUACACAAAUGCAGUCUUCUAGUUAGUUUUCUACAUAGAUUAGACAUGAUUGUGUGUAAUAUAUUUCUAUAUAAAUAUAUAGAUAUUAUAUACCUAUGCCUAGUGAUCUAUGUAUCUUAUAGUUAAAUAAUUUAUAUUGCUGAAAUAUUUCCAGCAAUAUUACAAAGUGCUUGUGCGGCUCAAGAACUGACUUGCACAGGUAUUAGGUUUCCUUCCUCACCUCGUCUCGCACAAAAGGACAAUUUUUUUGUCUCGCUCCAUAUCCCUCUCCAUAUCUGCCUUCUAGCUUGGCUGUGGGUUUCUGCCAUUUCACAUGUUCCAACACCUGCUGUUACUCCUUUCACAUAACCGUUUGCAGUAGAUCUACUUCUAAUAUUACUCUUCACUAAAUAAUAAUCAGUAGUAUGUGAGUUAUGUAACUGCCAGGUAAGAGGGUCCUUCCCUGCAGCAAUGAGGAAUUGCAAUUAUAGCAGAAAUAAUCAGACAUGACCUCCUAAUUCACAGUCGUAUUCAGAAAGAAACCCGAAUGUAAAAUGAAUCAGCAGAGUAAUGAACUGUUACACCAUCCUGAUUAUACUAGUGCAGGCCUCGGAAACCUGUACUGAUGAUAUUCUUAUUCUUUAAAAGAAAAAAAGAAAAAACAUGUAUGAUUUGUCAAAGAAAGGAACGGUAAAUGCAGUAUUCUCCUGCUUAAAACAUGAUAUUUGUAAACAUAUUUUGUUGAAGAAUAAAAAUUAUAUUUUAUCAAG